CACUGCAGGCGGCGACUUCAACAGCUCUGGCAAAAACUUUAAACAUCGACCGGCAAUGUGUCGGACCGUAGCCGGGGGAGUCGAGAGCAUUCGCGGUGUAUACAAUUACGCGAAGGAAAGCAGCUGGCAGCGUUUUUAGCCAAACAGACUUGUUUUCAGCCGGUAUGUGCCGCCUUCAUGACUACGCACAGCAUGACAAGUAAAACGGAGGCAGUUUGGGGCUUUUAACCACCUUGGAGACAGCUAACCUUAACAGCUAAGUUAGCUUAAAGCAAAAAAACAAAACAAAUGAACGCUAGCUUAAUGCUAGUUAGUUGUAAAUUGGGCGUUUGGUUGUCGGUUAUAUACUGCUGCUAUAGUAACAGUGUGUUAACCUUUGAGUUUGAAUUAACACCAUCGAAAAGCUGAAACCCUGAACUCAAGAAGUCGAUUUUCAAUUGGUUAACGUGGUUUUACGUCGAUACACAUUCAACGACUUUCGCUGACUUCUGAAAUCAGAGGGACUUCUACCUGAAUAACAAGGUGCUGAAUGGCCUCCGUUGUAGGAGUGAAAACUGAGAAGCGACCUGCAGCUGAUUCUCAGGAUGCAGACUCAAAUGCAAAAAAGCCCAGGAAACUGCUGCCCAGCCUGAAGACUAAGCGAGCCCCUGAGCUAGUCCUGGUGAUUGGCACGGGGGUAAGCUCUGCAGUGGCCCCUCAGGUCCCUGCUCUGCGCUCCUGGAAAGGUCUCAUCCAGGCCUUGCUUGAUGCAGCAAAUGACUUUGACCUACUAGAGGAGGAGGAGAGUCGACGUUUCCAGAAACACAUGCAGGAAGACAAGAAUUUGGUGCAUGUGGCCCAUGACCUCAUUCAAAAACUUUCCCCGAGAACAGGCAAUGUGCGGUCCACAUUCUUCAAGGACUGUCUAUACGAGGUGUUUGACGAUUUGGAGUGCAAGAUGGAGCAUGCAGGGAAACAUCUAUUGCGCUCGGUGCUGCAGUUAAUGGAGAGUGGUGCAUUGGUCCUCACCACGAACUUUGACAACUUACUGGAGAUCUAUGCAGCUCACCAGGGCACCAAGCUGGAGUCUUUGGAUCUGACAGAUGAGAAGAAGGUUUUGGAGUGGGCGCAGGAGAAACGGAGGUUAAGUGUUCUCCAUAUCCACGGUGUUUACACCAACCCCAGUGGUAUCGUACUGCACCCUGCUGGCUACCAGAAUGUACUGAGGAACACUGAGGUUAUGCGUGAGAUCCAGAAGCUGUAUGAGACCAAAUCAUUCGUGUUCCUCGGCUGCGGGCGCACAGUAGAUGACACAACCUUCCAGGCUCUGUUCUUGGAGGCGGUCAAGCACAAGUCGGACCUGGAACACUUUAUGCUUGUGCGGCGCGAGGAUGUGGGUGAGUUCAAGAAGCUACGCGACAACAUGCUGGACAAAGGCAUCAAGGUCAUCUCCUAUGGAGACGAGUAUGGCGACCUGCCCGAGUACUUCGAGAGGCUUGCCAAUGAGAUCUGCAAUCGUGAUGUAUCAACCAACGGCUGGGGGUCUCCUGCAAAAAACGGAGAGGAAGUGCAGAAUGGCUUUAACACACAGAAAAGCCUCCUUCAAGGUUAGGACUGAAUGCUUCUCUUUGACAUCAGGCAGUGGCCAUUUGGCAAGAGACAUUUCCAGAAGAACACAAUACAGCCCUGUCUUAGACAGUUUCUUACUGCAUGAUGGUAGAUAGAAAAUCAAAGUUUGGUCUUGAUUUUCAGUUUCAAAAGACCUGCUGAUAUUCCUGUACACAAAGAUACAACUGUCUUUGUGCUAUUGCAUGCAUGGUGGCAACAUUUUCAGUUGAUACGCUUUGUUUUUCAGCUGCUCAACUCAAGUUCCUUCCUUCUCUUUUUGCCCCAGACUAUCAUUCUUGACAGGGACUCAGUCGGGAUCAGUAUCAGACAUUUUCCUCCACAGUUCCAACAAGAGAUCAGUCUACUCCGAGUAGUACUUGAGUCUGAUUUCAUUCUAUGGAUUUAGGAAUCCAGGAACGUUACGGGCCAUGGGAGACCUAAACGCUGUUGUCAGUAUUUUCCAGAUGUUUAUUUUUUCCUUUAUUAGUUCUUGUUUAAAAGGGAAAGGAAAAAUUGAACACGACUGUUAAAACCAAGACUCAACCUCACAACCCCCCCACUGUACUGUACUUAAAUGUUGCCUAUACCUUGACUUCUGUUAACCUACAGUUGAAAAGUAUGCAGGUAUGGUGGAGGAGUGAUACUAUGGUAUGUUCUCAACUUCAACUUCAACUUGACAAAAAUGAUAGAUCUUAAUCCACUGACAGAAGUUGGCUGAGCUGCAGUGAGUCAUUGGAUUUAGACCUAACAGUAAACGGGCAUGCAGCUCAAGUAACUGCAUCACCUUGUCCUACCCGCCCCCUGGAAGAGAAGCUCUACAGAUGCAAGCUGUAACAAGCAUCUUGUGUAGAGUUUGUAUCUGUCAUGCUUAACCCUGAGACCAGGAAAACUUGAUUUGCACACUACUGGGUAGGGGAUGGGUGGGUAUAAUUCUAUGUCACAGAUGGUUUACUUAGUUUGCAAAGACAUUAAUGUUACGAUGUUUUGCUAAAAAUUAAGUUCACAAGUGUAUGUUUCCGUAGCAAAGCGGCUCCCUGCCAGUAGCAAUCACUUUGCCACUCCUGUGCUGAAAAUUAAAGAAUGUUCUUUGUAAGCCUUUUUGUAUUUUUAAUACUUGCAUGUGUUUUCUGACAUAGUAUUUAUAAGUACUAUUUUAAAAAAUAAAGCUUUUG
This is a messenger RNA of Scomber scombrus (Atlantic mackerel), 2759 nucleotides long. It is a transcript of the gene siral1, whose product is annotated as family with sequence similarity 118 member B. The transcript has 7 exons. The record is from RefSeq and is a predicted model, not a curated record. Bases 530 to 1591 code for a protein of 353 amino acids. NCBI's taxonomy places the organism in Eukaryota, Metazoa, Chordata, Actinopteri, Scombriformes, Scombridae.